Messenger RNA from Erigeron canadensis, 1391 nucleotides. Its product is annotated as protein CUP-SHAPED COTYLEDON 3. The transcript has 3 exons. Gene Ontology annotation, molecular function: DNA binding. The record is from RefSeq and is a predicted model, not a curated record. The coding region runs from base 94 to 1236 and encodes 380 amino acids. NCBI's taxonomy places the organism in Eukaryota, Viridiplantae, Streptophyta, Magnoliopsida, Asterales, Asteraceae. Gene Ontology annotation, biological process: regulation of DNA-templated transcription.
UCCCUCAUCAUAAUCCAACAUAUUUAGUACAACACACAGACUCUAAUUCUUUCUUUCAUUCUUUGAGAGUCAUAACAACAACAAUUAAUAAUAAUGCUUGGGAUAGAAGAGAUACUAAGUGAGCUUGGUGGUGGUGGUGGAAGAGAAUAUUCAUCAUCAGACCAACAACAUAAUGGAGGUGGUAAUUUGCCACCAGGGUUUAGGUUCCAUCCAACUGAUGAAGAGCUCAUCACUUUCUAUCUUGCUUCUAAAGUUUUUGGGAAUUCUUCAUCCACCACUACCUUUUCAUCAUUUGCUAGUGUUCACAUUGCUGAAGUUGAUCUUAACCGUUGUGAACCUUGGGAGCUACCUGAAGUGGCAAAAAUGGGAGAAAGGGAGUGGUAUUUCUAUAGCUUGAGGGAUAGAAAGUACCCAACCGGGCUAAGGACGAACCGGGCCACGGGAACGGGUUAUUGGAAGGCAACGGGCAAGGACCGGGAGGUUUAUAGUAGUGGGUCGGGUCGGACCCUUUUGGGCAUGAAAAAGACAUUGGUAUUUUACAAGGGUCGGGCUCCUCAUGGUGAAAAGACCAAAUGGGUCAUGCACGAGUACCGCCUUGAUGGAGACUUUUCUUAUCGGCACACGUGUAAGGAUGAAUGGGUGAUUUGUAGAAUAUUUCACAAACUAGGGGAAAAGAAACCAAAUGGUGGCCAAAACUAUCCUCAAUUCAAACAACACAGCACAUCAACCAUAGCACCAUCACCCCCAACUCCAACCCCCACUGAAAUUACCAAAAAGCCCUUCAAUGAAGGCACAACAUCCUUAAUGAACCAACCAUCCCUCCAAAAUCCCUUUCUAUUUGGUGACAAUCAUCAAGAAUUAACCCAUGAUCAAGACCUCAAAUCACUCCUUAACUUACCAACAUUUUCAACCCUUCAAACCACUCCUAACUCGAAACGUCAACUCGUCCUAAAUCAACCCGCUACACAUGUCUCCAAACAAUGCAAAACUGAGGUCCAUUUUAACAUUCCACAACUCCCGAAUGCUAGCUUGAACUGUUGGGAGAUGGAUUAUAUCCCCCCUACUCCAAUGUUUCCGUUUGAGCAACCAAAUGCCGGUGUAAUGGACUACUAUAUCAAUACAAGCGACAACGUUGGUGGUACAAGAUUAGGAGUCGAAGCUACAAAUGAGCAUGGUGGCAACGAUGGGGUGUCAUUCGAGAGAGCCGGUUUUAAUCAGUUGUUACUACCUAUUUGAUUAUAAGAUCAAUGUGUUAUAUGCAAUCUAUAUAUAUAUAUAUAUAUAUUAUUGUUAUUAGUGAUAAUAUAUGACCAUGAUUGUUAUCAAGUAGUAUUAUAUAUUAUGUAAAUAAAUGCUAAGAGUUGAUUAAACCAACAAUAAUAGUAAUAGAA